Armigeres subalbatus is the source of this 2369-nucleotide messenger RNA. Its product is annotated as fork head domain-containing protein FD3-like. Gene Ontology annotation, biological process: regulation of transcription by RNA polymerase II; cell differentiation; anatomical structure morphogenesis. The coding region runs from base 370 to 2142 and encodes 590 amino acids. The record is from RefSeq and is a predicted model, not a curated record. Lineage: Eukaryota; Metazoa; Arthropoda; Insecta; Diptera; Culicidae. Gene Ontology annotation, molecular function: DNA-binding transcription factor activity, RNA polymerase II-specific; RNA polymerase II cis-regulatory region sequence-specific DNA binding. The transcript has 2 exons.
UGUACGGAUGGAUAACAUUUAGUUACGAGUUUUUGCAUGCGAUUGACGCGCGCGCUAUUAUCAUGCAUACGUGAGCGCAAAAUUUUCACAAUUUUCCACAAAGUUAAAAUAACAUUUUCAUUUUUCUCUCGAACGCCAACGUGUGACGUGGUGUGUCUCCGGAAGAAGCGAGAGCUCGUGUUUGUCGAAGUUGGUUCGACGUAGGAAUUGAAGGAUACAUAUUCGUGAGCUGAGUUCAAGCUACAAUAAAGCGGAUGGAUUUAAAAACUGUUUUAAUAUGUUGAAGUAUUUUUUGAAGAUGUGAAUAAAAUAUAUUAUAAUAAAAUUAUAUACUAUAAAAAUCUCAGUAAAAGUGAUUAAAAGUGAAAAAUGAUCCCAGCAGUUUCUCCACUUUCGUCGUCUGCCCCUUUGGAUUUAAGGCCAGUUCUAGGAGGAACAAUUAUCCCAUCUAUGCAUCACACGACACACGAGUCUAGUCUAAGAGUUCACAGUCCACCCGGAGGCAGUGGAAACCAUCUUAGUCAUACCCAUUCACAUCAUCACCCACAAUAUCAUCAUCACUCUCAUCAUCAGCAUCCAUCCUCUAUGAACGGAAGUGGUAACAGCAGCACUAACCAUAACAGUAGCACCGCGAGCACCACAAACAAUAGCCCCAACGUCGGUGCAAGCAGUUCCAGCAAUCAGCGGCAGGAUACUAACGACGGUGAAGCAAAUAGUGCAACGGAUGGUGCUGCAGUAAAUGAAAGUGGCGGAAACGGAAGCUCGAAAUCAUCACGAGCUCAAGCGCUGGUGAAGCCACCGUACUCGUACAUUGCGCUCAUUACGAUGGCGAUACUGCAAUCGCCGCACAAGAAGCUGACACUGAGUGGAAUAUGUGAAUUUAUAAUGAGCAGGUUUCCCUACUACAAGGACAAAUUUCCAGCGUGGCAAAACUCCAUCCGCCACAACCUGAGCCUCAACGACUGCUUCAUCAAAAUACCUCGCGAACCGGGUAACCCUGGCAAGGGAAACUUCUGGACCCUGGACCCACUGGCGGAGGAUAUGUUUGACAACGGUAGCUUUCUGCGACGGCGAAAACGCUACAAACGGACUACCAUCCCGCCGGGAAUGAGCUUUCCUGCCGUGUUCAACCCAUUUGCUCCGUUUUGGAUUCGAAAGCCUGUGCCAGUGAUACCGAUGCAGUUUCCGCCGCAUGCCAAUCUUAGCGGAUUCGGCGAUGGAUUAGGAAUACCGAGUAGAAAUGAUUUCAUACUGGAUAAUAAGUUGAAUUUGUUCGGUGGAAAAAUUGAAGAUUUGAAUGUGGCAGUGAUGGAAAAUAGUGAGUUCCUGGCGCGAAAUUCAGACAGUUUGAAAAUUUCAACGGCGAUGAACAAGUUUUUCCACGGAUAUAAUAGUGACACGAGUGGUGGCCCAAGUGGUUCUUACGAAGACAGUGUAAACGGGCUGCAGUGCAAUAAUAACAAUAACAAUAGUUCAAUUAGCAGAGACAGUGUGAGCGGGUACAUAACCAAAAACACUAAUCACGUUCCUAUAAAUAGUAUGCACAAUCGGUAUGCGCCAGCAUCUUCUUUGGACCAUGGUGGCAUAUCCCCGACGGCCGGCGGCGUCAGGGACAAUAGUAGCCCUUACGAAGUGGAUAUCUCAAAUGAUGAUAAAAUUGAUGUGGAAAGUGAUGAUGACUACAAGUCCGUUGGUAAAAACUAUGAGAUUGAGCCAGGUCAUCAAGAGUCGUUCCUGGAUAACCAUGGUCGUUACACUCCGACGGAAAAGGAAUCAACCAAAGAUUACGAGAUAGCUGCUCCGACGGAUAAAUCUUCUCGUCAUGAACCGGAGGACUUUGGCUGUGAGGAUGACGAUCAUUCCGACAGGAAUAGUAACGCCUCUCAAGAUCGAUCCGAUAAGCCACAAAAACCGUUCUACAUCAACACCUUCGAAGAGUCGAACCAUUUCAUGCCGGAGGCAAUAGUCGGAAAGUAUGCCAAUCUGAAGAGGGCUAUUGAACAGGAAGACCUGAAUGUAGUCGACACGUACAGCGAAACUAAAUUAGUUGGGUUCGAUUUCGCCAGCCGGAAGCGGAAGUAUGGCAACACGAAGGGAUUUAGCAUAGAAAAUCUGAUAGGCUGCAAUGUAGAAGAUAGAUGAAUCGGGACAAAAAAGAACUACCACGACGAACAAUUGUGUACUAUUGUAGAGUCUAGCUCUAGUUGAAACAAAUAGAAUACGUGUAAAUUAAUCGUAGCAUUCAGAUUGCCAUUUUAGUAAACCGUGUUGGAAAUGCUGCAAACAUACCUUUCUGUAUAUAAAAAAUUUGAGUUGUAAUAACCCUUUGUGGUGAAGUAAAUAAAAAUCUGCGAUUACAAUUUUAAGAA